Molecule: messenger RNA, 1733 nt
Organism: Lecanosticta acicola
Lineage: Eukaryota; Fungi; Ascomycota; Dothideomycetes; Mycosphaerellales; Mycosphaerellaceae
Source: the annotation of a GenBank genome assembly
AUGGCUUAUUACCACGACUGGUAUCCGGCGCGGAUUCCGAGAAGCUCCAAGAUCGUUCGGGCUCUGUUGAUGCUGACGUCCAUUGUCACUGCUACGGUAAGCCCACGCCCGCCACACCCUCACUGCGCUCAACUAAUUUCAGGACAGACUCUGGGCUAUGACAGCUCAAUGAUGAAUGGUCUCAAUAUCCUGCCAUCGUAUACGGCCUACUUCAACCUCAGCACCACGACGACUGCGCUGAACACUGCAAGUGUCUGGCUUGGAGGAUGCCUUUCCUACGUCUAUUCCAGAGUUCCAGAUUACAUCGGUCGCAAGUGGGCCUUGUUCUACGGAGCGGCGAUCACCCUCGUCGGCGUGAUACUGCAAGCCGCUUCCCAGAAUGGUGCCAUGUUUGUGGCCGCUCGCAUCAUCAUUGGCUUUGGUACAGGAUGCACAUCGAUCGCUGUGCCGGUUUAUCUUGCAGAGACACUGCCAGUGGAAGAUCGAGCUUGGGGUCUUGGACUGGUAUACGAUGCUUGGUAUGUCGGUAAGUAUUCUUCCCUUCCACCGUGCGGAGAAGCAUUAACUUGAGGAAGGCGGACUCAUUGCUGCCGGUAUUACCUAUGGCACCGCGAAGAUGCAAUCGACCUGGGCAUGGAGACUUCCCUCCCUACUCCAAGGUCUCUUUAGCUUCAUGUGCAUUGCCAUAUUGUUUUGGACUCCAGAAAGUCCUCGCUGGCUUCAAUUCCAGGGAAGGACGGAGGAAGCACUUCUUGCUCUUGCUCAAACGCAUACCAACGGCGAUAUCGAUGAUCCAAAGCUCCAGCAUCAUCUUCGGGAGAUUAUCGACAACCUUACGUUCGAGCACGAACACAAGCCUUCCUCGCUUAUAACCGUUGCCAAAGACCCAAGCAGUCGCAAGCGAAUCUUUCUCGCCUGCACCGUCGCGGUGUUCUCGAUGCUUUGCGGAAACAACAUAGUCAGCUACUACCGUAAGUCUUUCUCAAAGGGGAGCCGCGAGAGGACAAUCGACUUACACCGCAGUAGUUGGAAAUAUGCUCGAUCAAGCCGGCAUUACGGACUCUACGACCCAGCUCGAGAUCAACGUCUGUCUCAACGCCUGGUGCCUGUGCGUCGCCAUUGUCGGAACUUUUGGCGCCAAUCUCGUCGGACGGAAGGCCCUCGCGAUCAUCUCGACGCUUGGUUGUGGAAUCUUACUCUUCGUCGUCGGUGCGCUCACCAAAGUCUACGGAACAUCAACAUACACUCCCGGCAUUUACGGAACGGUCGCGGCCAUCUUCCUCUUCCAAGGAGCGUACAGCUUUGGCUGGACACCGUUGUCAGUCAUAUAUCCCCCCGAAGUCCUGAAUUACAACAUCCGCUCCGUCGGCAUGGGAAUCUAUACGUUCUGGAGCAAUGGUGCGGGCCUGCUCGUUACCUUUGCAUUCCCCUACGCUCUCGAUAGCAUUGGGUGGAAGACGUACAUGAUCAACGGCGCUUGGGACCUGUUCCAGAUUGCCGUCGUUGCGUGGACAUGGAUCGAGACCAAGGGCCGGACGCUGGAAGAGAUCGAUGAGCAGAUUGAUGGUGUCCAGAGGCAAGUCAUCACUGGCAUCGAUCCGGAGCACGCCAUGCCAGUCGACGAGCAGCAUUUCAUCAUUGACGUCGAUAUGAAACAAGCUACUGGAGCUGUUGUUGGUCUUGACGCAAGAAAGCAAGAAAUCAAGGUGUCCGUGAAGGCUGCAAUGGAUUAG